Gracilinanus agilis (Agile Gracile Mouse Opossum) is the source of this 1114-nucleotide messenger RNA. It is a transcript of the gene SUGT1, whose product is annotated as SGT1 homolog, MIS12 kinetochore complex assembly cochaperone. The coding region runs from base 87 to 1094 and encodes 335 amino acids. Gene Ontology annotation, molecular function: protein-folding chaperone binding. Lineage: Eukaryota; Metazoa; Chordata; Mammalia; Didelphimorphia; Didelphidae. The record is from RefSeq and is a predicted model, not a curated record. Gene Ontology annotation, biological process: protein stabilization. The transcript has 13 exons.
UUCUCUCUGGCUCCUCCAGACGGAAGCUCGCUGGGUGUUUCUCCAGAAGUUUCCCCCCCUGGGCGGCGGCACAGACUGCACGAAGUAUGGCGGCAGGACCUGUAACGGCGGCAGAGUUGCUCCCUCCCUUGUCGGAUGGACAGAUCGAUGAGGAUCCCCGGGCGGCCGCCGAGAUACUGACAAGAGCACUGGAAGAGAAACCAGAUGAUGCAGAAUGUUACUGCCAAAGAGCUUAUGCCCACAUUCUUUUGAAGAAUUACUAUGAAGCUGUUAUAGAUGCAAAGAAAUCUCUUGAACUCAGUCCAUAUAAUUCCACGGCUCUGCUGAGGAAAGGGAUAGGUGAAUACCAUGAAAAAAACUAUGAUGAGGCUUUACAGAGUUUUACAGAAGGACAUAAAUUAGAUGAUGCAGAUAACACUUUUGAUAUCUGGAUUAAAAGAUGUCAAGAAACUCAAAAUAAAGCAGUGUCAGAAUCUGGAACGAGUGUACAACAGCAAAACCAACAAUCAAAAAUCAAGUAUGACUGGUACCAAACAGAAUCUCAAGUAAUCAUUACACUUAUGAUCAAGAAUAUUCAGAAGAAUAACAUAAAAGUGGAGUUUUCAGAAAACGAGUUGUCUGCAGUGGUGAAUCUUCCAUCUGGAGAGGAUUAUAAUUUAAAACUUUCACUUAUUCAUCCUAUAGUACCUGAACAGAGCACCUUUAAAAUACUUUCAACAAAGAUUGAAAUAAAAAUGAAAAAGUCAGAGGCUGUAAGAUGGGAGAAGCUGGAGGGACAUAGAGAUGUACCUAAACCCAAACAAUUUACACCAGAUUCAAACAUGUAUCCGUCAUCCUCUCAUUAUACAAGGAAUUGGGACAAAUUAGUUGGUGAGAUCAAGGAAGAAGAAAAGAAUGAAAAAUUAGAAGGAGAUGCAGCUUUAAACAAAUUAUUUCAGCAGAUCUAUUCAGAUGGUUCUGAUGAAGUGAAACGUGCCAUGAACAAGUCAUUUAUGGAGUCUGGAGGCACUGUUCUGAGUACCAACUGGUCUGAUGUAGGUAAAAGGAAAGUUGAUGUUAAUCCUCCUGAUGACAUGGAAUGGAAAAAGUUCUAAAUAAAUCAGUUUGCUAUCAA